Rotaria sordida is the source of this 306-nucleotide messenger RNA. Lineage: Eukaryota; Metazoa; Rotifera; Eurotatoria; Philodinida; Philodinidae. The record is from the annotation of a GenBank genome assembly.
AUGGAUAUGAUGAUUCAUCGUCUCAUUAAAUUUCGUCGUACUAAUCUAGAUAUUCCUGUUUUCGACGUGCUCUAUGACGAUCUAAUAGCACAACCAAUCGAUAUUGUUCGUCGUAUCUACGAACAUUUUGGACUCGUAUGGUCAGAGGACUUCAGACAAGCAAUGGUCACAUGGCUUCGUGAAAAUCCUCAAGGCAAGCAAGGACGUAAUACAUAUACACUUGAAGAAUUCGGAUUAACGCACGAAUUAAUUGAUCAGCGUUACGAAGAGUACAAUACCAUGUUUCUCAAAUCUCUAGAAACAUAG